This is a messenger RNA of Penicillium expansum, 2298 nucleotides long. RefSeq lists its product as uncharacterized. The transcript has 5 exons. Lineage: Eukaryota; Fungi; Ascomycota; Eurotiomycetes; Eurotiales; Aspergillaceae. The record is from RefSeq and is a predicted model, not a curated record. Bases 1 to 2298 code for a protein of 765 amino acids.
AUGGGUGUGUCAACGGAUAAAAGUUCCAAAGAGGCACCCCAUCAAUCUGAAGCUAUCGGCAAAUCUUCUGAUGAACGACCACCUUCCUAUUCGGCCAAUCAGGUUGAGCAGCCGCCACUAGAACUGCCACCACUGGAUCUGAGUUCCCAACCACCUGCUUCAACUACCGUCACUCGCGACCAGUGUGUUGUACAUCUCAAGUUUCUGGCUGUGCUCGCAGAUCUGCGAGAUGCUAUCUCGAGUGAUGACGGGCUCUUUGGUAUCCUUGACGCCGAAGCUGAACAAUUUCCGAAUGAACUAAAUGAAGCACGGGCUCGUAUUCGCGAAAAGCGCUGGGCGGUAUAUACAGCGCGUGCGGUCGAGCGAUAUACCAAGUGGUGGUCUACUGGGCUCCCCCGGUCAAGACCGAUGGCAACUAUUAAUGACUUGGAGUCUAUCGACUACGAAAGCAUCCUUAAGUGUGGUACUAUAGUUGCAUGGAGCACGGAAAAUUUACCCCCGCUGGAUAUCUUGAUGGUCUGGCAUGCUCAUUCGUUGAAUCCCCGGAACUUCCUUGAGGAUUGCAUUCGAUACGGCAAGAUGAGCACCUGGGUGACAGGAUUUCCGUGGGAAGCGAUAGAUCGCGGUAUCGACAACCACACGAUGGAGUAUACAGUUUCCGAACAAGCCCAGCAGCUGUUCGAGCAGAAACUGAACUUCAAGUGGAACAAUUUACACGAUCCGCCGACCAAGAAUGUCAAAUGUCACUGCUGUGGAUGGGCGAACGCUGUCCCGUGGACAGAAGCUCGGUUUGGGGGACUCGUUGCCUACGCCUACAAAUUUAGCAGUGGCUAUGCCGAUUAUUCAUUUGAAGUGAAAUGCUUCAGCUGUGAACACAUAAUCGAUCAUGGCCGGCUCAAGGUGGCAAAGUUUCGAAAAGACCUUGAAGCAGCUCUUGACAAAGACCUACCUAUGCCCGGGUCGUUUACCAAUCUUUAUGGAAUCCCCGAGGGGGGCUCAACUGCUACUGCCGAUCCUAGGGCCUUCCGCGACAUGCUAUUCCCCACACGAGUCGUCCAGGCUGCUAGAAAGGGCUUGUUGCAUCUCACUGAUGGUCGAGUGGAUAUGUGUCAGAAUGUCACCCAGCUGAGAGACCAACUCGAGACGAAGCUACGCGACACAAAUCUUUUGUGGAAAGCACAUGGUGUCUAUCUUAAAAGUCUCCAGUACUCCGAGAAGAUCCAAUUCCGAAGAAUGAUGUCUCGAUACUGGGAUAACCUCGGUCCCUUCGCGCUAGAUCUUGUAGGCGCUGUUAUUAGACAAGGCACCUUCGUGGAUAAAAUGGACAAAAUCGACUGGCUACACUCGCCGACAGUCUUCAACACCAUGGACCGGUUGAUCAAAAAGUACGAGGUGUUCUUCCAGAUUAUGAUCGAAAACCCAGACAAGAUGGCCGUUCCCACACUGGACGUCGACCUGGCCUGGCACACACACCAACUCAGUCCAUCGCGAUACUACAAAUACAGCACGUCACAGGUAAAACUUGGUAGUACCCGUAUGUUCAUUGACCACGACGACAAAGUCGACGAGGGAAAACUCUCCGACGGCUUUGCCUGGACCAGCAAGAUGUACCGCCGUAUCACCGACGGCGGAAUAUACAGCGAAUGCACCUGCUGGUACUGCGAAGCAACACGAACACCAGACCUGUAUAGCCGGUUGAUCACUGUUGGCUCAGCCUCUCGCGCUCGAACCGCUGCAGACCUUUUGCACGACCGUCCCGAUAUCUCGUCUGACCCAAACAAGAAUCCACACAUCUCUUCACAUAACGCCGUCCGGCCAACAAACGAGUACCACCGGUCUGAGUGGCGUAAAUCUCUGCAACGUGCGCGUCUACAGAGCAACUACCAAAAGGCUGCCCGGCGUGCAGAGAAGCGCCGCCAACGAUCCGGCUCCAAAUCUUCUGCUUCUCAGGGCGACGCUUAUCCAUACUACCUGCCUUAUGCAUAUGGUUACCCCAUUGUGGUGCCAUACUAUGGACCGUAUAUGAUGGACCCGUCCAUCAACUGCGAUUCAUACGCGUGUAACCCUGGCUGCAUGAAUGUUACUGCAGGUGCUGCUGGGAACUGUUGUGCUGGCACGUGUGGUGGUACCGUAGCCUCAGGUGGCUGUGCGGGAGGCAGUGGUAGUGGAGGAUGUGGCGGAUCAAGUGGCGCCUGCGGAGGAUCCAGCGGUGGCGGUGGUGGUGAUGGCGGCGGCGGUGGCGGCGGUGGUUGCGGAGGAGGAGGGGGAGGAGGAGGCUGUGGUGGAGGUGGCUGUUGA